Mytilinidion resinicola is the source of this 1691-nucleotide messenger RNA. Its product is annotated as efflux pump antibiotic resistance protein. The transcript is spliced from 9 exons. NCBI's taxonomy places the organism in Eukaryota, Fungi, Ascomycota, Dothideomycetes, Mytilinidiales, Mytilinidiaceae. The record is from RefSeq and is a predicted model, not a curated record. The coding region runs from base 37 to 1569 and encodes 510 amino acids. Gene Ontology annotation, biological process: transmembrane transport. Gene Ontology annotation, molecular function: transmembrane transporter activity.
AGACUAGCCAUCGUAACCAUAUCUCUUUCGCUCGGCAUGUUCUUGGUGGGCAUAGAUGCUAGUAUCAUUGGAGUUGCAAUUCCACGCAUCACCGCGUCCUUUCGUUCUCUUGACGACAUCGCCUGGUAUGGCUCGGCCUAUAUGCUUCCAUGCACGGUGCUUCAGCCAUCGUUCGGUGCCUUCUUCAAAUCCUUCAACGUCACAUACGUCUACAUGGCCUCUAUUAUCCUCUUCGAAGCGGGAUCGGUUCUCUGCGCCGCAGCACCUACCUCGACGGCCUUCAUCCUCGGACGAGCCGUUUCAGGUUGCGGUGCCGCAGGCAUCUUCCAAGGCGCGCUCUCCAUCAUAGGCUAUACGGUAGAAAAGAAGAAGAUUCCACUCUACUAUGGCUAUGUAGUAAGCGUCUUUGGAAUCAGCACAUGUACUGCACCGAUCUUUGGAGGAGCUCUGACCGACCACGUGUCAUGGCGCUGGUGCUUUUGGAUCAAUCUACCAAUCGGCUGCGUUGUCCUCGUCCUCGUGCCAAUGUUUAUCAGGGUCAGACUGUCCAAUGAUGCGCUGAGAAAGAUGCCAGUUCUUGUCCGUCUUCGUCGGAUCGACUGGAUAGGCACAGUGCUCUUUACCGGCGCGUUUACGUGCUUGUUUCUGGCCUUGCAGUGGGGAGGGCAAAUAAAGCCUUGGAAGUCACCCGAAGUAAUCGGGCUGAUUGUUGGAUUUGCUCUACUUCUCGGUGUUUUUGUUUGGACCCAAAAGCUUAUGGGCGAGCGGUCCUUAAUCCCACUCCGACUACUUAAGCAGCGAACAGUUCUCUUCGGCUCCAUGUAUCUUCUCCUGAUGUAUCUCGCGCUCUCGGUGUAUCUGUAUUAUAUUCCGAUCUAUUUCCAAGCAAUACGCGGAACUUCCGCCACCAAUAGCGGUGUACGUAUCAUUGCACUAGAUGUGUCGAGAGUGGUAUUCGUUGUCAUUGCAGCGGCCUUAGUCACGAAAUGGGGCCAUUAUAUGCCAUUCAUGGUGGCCGGCAGUGGUAUUGGUGCCAUUGGAGCGGGCCUACUUACCAUGCUAGAUGUUGACACGGGCACAGCUCUCUCAACCAUUUACAUGUUGAUUUGGGGGGCUGGAGCGGGAAUUGGGGCAAACCAACCCUUUACAGCUCUUCAAGCAGCACUGAGCGAGAAUGAUAUGCCCAUCGGGAACGGAAUCACGGUUUUCGCGCUACAGCUGGGCAGCGCCCUUGCGUACGCUAUCAGUCAAACAAUGUUCCUCACCGAAGUGUUCCAUCUUGUUGAAACAAAUCCGUUGACACAGAACAUCUCCCGUUCCGCUAUCCUAGCAGCCGGUGCUACGAACCUUGGACGGCUUUCAACGAACCCCGAAACAGUCAGAGUAGUACGAAGUGCAUACAUCUCCGCCAUUAAAGACGUGAUGUUAGUUGCACUGGUUUCAGUCUGUUUAGCGCAUCUUGCACUUCCCGGCAUGGAAUGGCUGAAGAUCCCGGUUGACAAAGCCGGUGAACAAGAUGAAGAGAUGGUAGCGCCGAUCAAAGAAGGUAACGAGUCUCGGGGUAAUUGAACAUCGGACGGCUUGUAAUUUGGAGCCUCAUUAUGAGUGCGUACACAUAGUUACCACGACAUGAUGCUCCUGGGAAGGUUUCCAGAGAUCAAUAUACUGCGGGAAUAUAUUAUAUUAACGGU